AUGUCUUCGCCAAACAACAUUCCUAGUGAAUCACAGAAUAUUGCUCAGCCAACACCGCUUCGGAAGCUCUCGAUAUCCAUCAAUCAGAACUCAACGUCGACACCCCCACCAAAAGAGGACAAUAACAACACCGUUAACAGUGCUAAGGAUAACACUACCACUAAUACCACUAAUAAUAUGAUCUCUGCUCAACCCUCCUACAAUAAAUACUUAUUUGAAAAUUUAUCGUUGGUAUCUCCAGCCGUCACCCCAAGCCCAAGCACUCCAAAAUCGAUCCCGGUGAUCCCAACUAAUGAAUUCCUCAAUAAUAACGAAAGAAACUCUUUGCCAGAUGAAUUACCACAAGUGGUUUGUGUUGCCAGAGCCAGAAUCCCUACCACUAAUGGCCAAGAAAUCUUUUUACAUUUAUACUCCAACAACAUUGACAAUAAAGAACAUUUAGCUAUUGUGUUUGGUGAAAAUGUUAGAUCGAAGACAUUGUUCAAAAAAUACCCCCACGAAACCCAAAGCGAUCGAAUGACCAGGGGCGCAUACAUUGGGAAGUUGUACCCGGGAAGAAACACUGCUGAUAAAGACCCAAAGACCGGGGAAGAAUUACAUUUUGAUAUCAAUGGUGAGUUGAUCUAUGAUAAUCAGCAUUCCGUAUGCCCAGAAUCGGAAGAAUCGACUCUCGUUAGAAUACACUCCGAGUGUUACACCGGGGAAACUGCAUGGAGUGCGCGUUGUGAUUGUGGUGAACAGUUUGAUGAGGCCGGUCGGUUAAUGGGGAAAGCUGGUAGAGGCUGCAUUGUUUAUUUACGUCAAGAAGGCAGAGGUAUUGGAUUGGGAGAGAAAUUGAAAGCCUACAAUCUACAGGAUUUGGGGGCAGAUACCGUCCAAGCAAACUUGUUAUUGAGACAUCCAGCCGAUGCCAGAUCUUUUAGUUUGGCUACUGCGAUCUUGGCAGAUUUGAAUUUGACCAAUAUCAAACUAUUGACCAACAACCCUGAUAAAAUCAUUGCGGUAGAAGGUAAGAACCGGUUGAUCAAGGUCACUGAAAGAGUUCCAAUGGUACCAUUGGCGUGGAACGGCCCACAUGCACACGGAAUCAAGUCUAAGGAAAUUGAUGGAUACUUGCGAACAAAGAUUGAGAAAAUGGGACAUUUGUUGCAAAAACCAAUCAAUAUUUCAAAUCACAGUUGA
Saccharomycopsis crataegensis is the source of this 1182-nucleotide messenger RNA. RefSeq names its product GTP cyclohydrolase II. Gene Ontology annotation, biological process: riboflavin biosynthetic process. The transcript has a single exon. Gene Ontology annotation, molecular function: GTP cyclohydrolase II activity. Bases 1 to 1182 code for a protein of 393 amino acids. The record is from RefSeq and is a predicted model, not a curated record. Lineage: Eukaryota; Fungi; Ascomycota; Saccharomycetes; Ascoideales; Saccharomycopsidaceae.